This is a messenger RNA of Phycomyces blakesleeanus NRRL 1555(-), 876 nucleotides long. RefSeq lists its product as hypothetical. Lineage: Eukaryota; Fungi; Mucoromycota; Mucoromycetes; Mucorales; Phycomycetaceae. The record is from RefSeq and is a predicted model, not a curated record. Gene Ontology annotation, biological process: peptidyl-lysine methylation. The transcript has 2 exons. The coding region runs from base 1 to 876 and encodes 291 amino acids. Gene Ontology annotation, molecular function: protein-lysine N-methyltransferase activity. Gene Ontology annotation, cellular component: cytoplasm.
AUGGCCACCAUUAAGAGCAGACAAGAGCGAGAUGAAAUGUUCAUCACUGCUAAUCUCCCUUUCGGAUUGAAUGUAACUGAAUCGAUUGGAUGUCCCGAACGACUUCGGUCAUCAAAUAUUCAAGACUUGGCACUCCAUCAGGAUGUCCAUGAGUUUGGCUUGGCAGGAAAGAUAUGGAAUAGUGCAUAUAUUCUCCAAGCUUUCUUCUCUCCGGCAAACAUAUCCGAGCCAUCAUCACCUAUUCCUGCUACCUACUAUCGCAAUAGUCUUUCUCCUGUUCCAACAAAGCCAUAUCGCAUUAUUGAACUCGGUGCAGGCACUGGAUACGUAGGACUAUCUGUGGCUCAACAUCUCCGUUCACCCUGUGAGAUCAUUAUCACAGAUCUGGCCCCAGUAGUUCCUCUAAUGCAGGCUAACCAAGACGCCCUGUUUCCAACUCCAGACAAGCAAUCGCCGCUUGUGUUGUGUACUGAUCUGUGCUGGGGGAAUAGUGAUGAUGCUGUCCGAGUACUCGACAACAAGCCGUUUGACCUGGUCAUAGUCAGUGAUUGUGUGUAUUUUCCUGAGUUGUUUAGUAUCCUGACACAUACAUUGAAAGAAGUGUGCGGACCAGACACACAGGUGGUUAUAGGUUAUAAAUGCCGCUCGCUUGAGAAAGAAACUGGAUUUUGGCAAGAUUAUUUUGGAAGGUACUUUGAGUACGAGCCUGUUCGGCACCUCAUAAAUAUACCCGAGACAGAAGAGGUAGAGCUAGGAGGACUUGUUGGUGAAGAAGAAGAAGCAUUUGUAUUUGUGGCUAAGAAGAGACCCGAGAACAAGAUAAAGAUCGCCGAUGAUACAUUUACUACUCUUUUAUUUUGCUCUAUCGGAAUCUAG